GGUGAAAGUGUGAGCUCUGUGAGACAGCUGUUUCGAGCGAUGCGUGAGUUGCCAGAGAGACCUGUCGGGCAGUGCCUCAGCCGCCGCGUCGAAAGGGACAGUGUUGCGUGGUUCCAAGGUUACUUCGGUGUUUCUAGUGAAAUAACAGUCCGUUCUGACGCGCACCUUAUCAGUGUUUCCGGCGCCUAGUGCCGAAUUCCUUCGUUUCCUUCGCAUCUAACGCCUCCACCAAGGGGAUCAUAUCCGUUUCAUUUGCGUUACGGGUAUACAUUCGAUUGCAGAUUAAUUCCAUUUGGGCCAAGCCAGCGUCCGGAGAAGUCGUGCACACUAUUUGGCCUUCACAAACAUAUCCAAACGGUGGCCAUUUCUAAGGCGGUGAUUGAGUACCUUUGACCCCCGAAUUUGAGAAGACUUCGAUCGUGGUCCACCUAGCAUGAGAGUUCAAAUCUUCGCGAUUUACACAGAUGCCUUAGCCACCCGUCAAAGGCGGAAUGGGUCCCCGGUGAUCCGUUGAAGAGGAUGUCCUGGACUCGGGAAUAAUGACGACGGCCGUAGCGGCGCACGCCUCCGAUGGGGAGGGGGAGGGAGAGGGGGACGGAGGCUGGGAAACGCAGCAUAAACUCCUCGGCGAGAGCAAUGGGAAAACGAACGGGGGCCCACUCCCUCUCCCGCCCCUGGGCAACGGGACCCACCCCGCCCACCUGGAGAGCGACGACGAGGAGCUCAAGUGCGGGAUCGGGGGAUGCACCCCGGGCUGGAUGCAGGUCUUCGCCUCCAAGCAGGGUUUCCUCGUUACAUUCUGCAUCACGUGGGUCCUCCAGGGGAUGUACAAUACCUACUUCGUGAGCGUCAUCACGACCAUCGAGAAGCUCUUCCAGCUCCAGAGCAAGACGAUCGGGUUCAUCAUGUCCGCCACGGAGAUCGGGCAGAUCUCCUCGUCGCUCUUGCUCACCUACUACGUGGGCCAGGGGCACCGGCCUCGCUGGAUCGCCAUGGGCAUGGUCCUCUUCGCCAUUUGCUCCUUCACCUGCUCGCUCCCGCACUUCAUUUUCGGACGCCAGCUCCUCGACGUCUCCGAGCCGUUCGCCGACGUGAACAAGACCAACUCCAUGGCCAGCCUCUGCCCGGACCCCCGGUUCCCGCCCAUCCUCACUGCCUCCUCAGGGGCGGAACAGUGCGAGGACAAGGACUACCAGGCGGAGCAGCGAGCCCAGUCGGACAUCACGAACAUCAUCCUGGUGGUGUUCUUCGUGAGUCUCCUCGGGGUGGGUAUGGGCCAGACCCCGGUCUACACCCUGGGCAUCCCAUACAUCGACGAUAACGUGGCGAGCCGAGAGUCACCGCUCUACUUCUCCAUCACGAUCGGGGUGAGGAUCCUGGGGCCUGCCAUGGGCUUCAUCCUGGGCUCCCUCACGACGAGGCUCUACGUGGACCUCUCCGUGGACCCGGGGAUCACCCCCAAGGAUCCGCGCUGGGUCGGCGCCUGGUGGCUCGGCCUCGUCCUUGUCUCCACGCUCCUUCUCCUCUUCUCGCCGGCCAUGUUCUCUUUCCCCAAGCGGCUCAACGGCAGCCGCCCGGUCGCCCCCGAGAUAAAGAAGGACCCAGACGAGAGGGGCAACCCCUCGCUGCGCGACUUCCCGAAGGCGAUCAAGCGACUGCUGCGCAACGACAUCCUCAUGUUCAGGACGGCGAGUAGCGUCCUCCACUUGCUCCCCAUCGCCGGGCUCUACACGUUUCUGCCCAAGUACUUCGAGUCCCAGUUCCGGCUGACGGCCCACGACGCGGCCAUGGUCUCCGGCAUCGGCGGCAUCCUCGUCAUGGGCAUCGGCAUCAUCAUCUCCGGUGUCUUCAUCCUCCGGGUCAAGCCCAACGCCAGGUUCGUCGCCGGCUGGAUCGCCUUGGCCGCUGCCAUCUACGCCUGCGGUAUGGUGAUUUUGAUGUUUGUCGGAUGUCCCAUGGACGAUUUUGCCGGACUUAAGGAAGGUGAUAAGUUACCACGAUUCACGCCACAGUGUGAUACGCCAUGCGCUUGUGAUGAAGGGAAGUUCAAUCCUGUCUGUGGGAUGGACGGCCGAACAUAUUAUUCUCCUUGCUUUGCGGGCUGCCAUAACAGCACUGUUGUUGACGGCAAAGUUGUCGAGUUUAAGGAUUGCACUUGCAUAAAAAGCAGUAACAACUCCAUGGAAUCUUUCACUGUUGCAUCACCGGGCUAUUGCCACUCUGACUGUGGAAAUUUUAAGUGGUACAUAAUCCUAUUUUCCCUAUUCGUGUUUGUUCACUCCACCUCUGAAGUUGGCAGUAUGUUACUCAUUUUGCGAUGUGUGGAUCCCAGAGACAAGGCAAUGGCAUUAGGACUUAUUCAGUUUGCCAUUGGGCUUUUCGGAAACGUGCCAUGUCCUGUAGUAUAUGGAGCAGUUGUUGACUCAGCAUGUUUAGUUUGGGAUAUGGCUUGCGGCAAAAAAGGAGCAUGUAGUCUGUAUGAUGCCAAAGUUUUCCGCAGGUUUUACCACGGUACCACUGGUGGAAUUAUGUUACUAGCAUUUUUUGUGGAUUUAAUAGUUUGGUUCAAGGCUGGCAGCAUAAAUUUUGCAGAUGAACAAACUCCCGCCCCCGAAGAAUUGAGUCCUAUAAAUGAAAAACCAGAAAAAUCAGAAACUAGUGUGUAAAAAGAGGUGAAGUGAAAUUUUGCAUCGCUGCUUCAUUUAAAAACUGUUCUAUUUCUCCAAACUCAAACACUUGAAUGUACAUAAUGUCUAGUAUUUUACUAUAUUCUCAUGACAUCACGACUUUAAACGGUCACAAAAGUUUUUAAGGAAGCUUUUAUACGAUUUUUAAAAUGUUUCAUUUUUUUUUCUGUGUUCCGAUUAGUCCAAGUUUCACCUGUUGCAUUAUGAUCAAUGCAGAAAUGAAGUUUCAGCAUUUUAUUGUUAUUUCUUGUCGUAAUUUAUUUCGAGCCAUAUUUAAAUGUUUAACCUAAAUGUUAUGUAUUUUAUUUAUUUUUUAUUUAUUUAUUGUUAUUUUAUUCACCUCAUUCAGUGAACAAAAUGUAGGUACCAGAUACUGACAAUUUUACUGCGUUAACAUUCAGCAAGGCUGACAUUUAUCGAUAGUUUUUAUUAUUUAUCAACAAUUUCAAAUGUUGUUAGAAAAUACCAUCAAUUGUUAAUUUUCUCUCGAAAUUCACGCGUAAACCUCUUCAGCGCAAGUGAGUUCAAGAUGGUUUGUUGGAGUUUUGCUCUUUUAGAUCUGUUUACUUCGUAAAAAUGUAAGUGAUAUACCCCUGCCAACAAAGAUCAUUUCACACUUUAAUAAUUUCAAUCUUUGGAAGAAUAAGCAAAUUCACAUCUUCGGAAAAUAUUUUUCACACCAAAUAAGUCGAUGGUUUUCCUUAUGAUAAACUGCAGUUGAAAUAAUAAAUGCAACGAUUCUUUGUUUUCAUUUUUUAGUACGAGUAAUAAAAAUAGUGCGGGGAGAAUUUUAGAGUACCGACAUGUGUUAAAAAAAGGUAAUGACGAUACGAGAGUUAUAGGAAAACCCUCACAUUGAAAAAAAAUUGCCAAAUUUAGGGCAGUAUGUACGUAAAGUCUCGAUUAUCCGCGUUCCGAAUACCGCGAGUUUUCUUUUCAGUUGCUUUUUUCAUGAAGUGGAAGGAAAUUUGAGGGUCUUCUAAGUUAAAAUGUAUUAAUUUAGAACCAACUAUAACAUUUCUUUCUAAUAUUUGACGAGAAUUUAAAUAGAGUAUUUUCAACUAUAGCCUUCUUGGUCAUUUUUCCUGACCAAAGAGCUUAUCCUCGAAUUAGCCGCGAUUUUCGAUCAUCGGUAGCUCCGGUUUGAACCGCGGAUAACCAAGACUCUUCUGUUCAUGUAAUUUUACAUCUUGUUUGACAAUUUUUGUUAGUUCCAACAUACGAAGGAAGAAUUAGUUACUAUUGAUGAUUGAAACGUAGAGGCCUAUUUGUUGCUCAGUUUUUUGUUAAGUCUAUCUCACUUAAAUUUUAAUCUUUUUAAAUUUUGUUAAUUUUAUUUGUCAUUUUAGUUGAAAUUUUAUCCAAGCGUAGAAACAAUCUGUGAUGGAUCCAUAGGAAGGAGAACUGUAUAAUCUUAAAAAUUGUUGAAAUGAACCUGAGUAGUGGUCGUGAUACGGCAAAUUUAUGAUUUGUUUUAGUCUCAUCUUUUGAAAAGAGAAAAUCACACUUUGAAAGUGCUUUCAUGUGAGGAAGACCGGGGCACAGUGUAAAAUAAUUUUUCAUUUCAAUUUUUUGAUCCCUCUGAGGAGAUUUUUAGAAGUUCUUUAACAAGAAUAUAUAUUUGUGCCUAAAAUGUGCACGCAGAUGUUUUGACUAUAGCCUGUCAAUGAUAGGAAAGUUUGGAAAAAUCAAAAUGAUAAAAAAAUCAUUACGCCCUGGCGCCGCGGCAUUGUCAUCGGCGACCCUGGGGCUUCAUAGAUACCGGGGAAAGUACCAGUUCACCUUUUGCACUCUAUCGAACCCAGUUCCACCUUUCUCUUGCCUUUACAAUGACGAUUAAUAAAUCCUACGGUCAAAUGUACCUUCGUGUGGUACACCAGGGCACUCAAUGUUAAAGUCUUAUUGAGUUCUAGGGCAAAAGAAAAUUUGUUAUAGAGGAAUAAUACACCUAAAAACAUGCUCUUUCGUCAGUUUUAAGUAGAUUUCCCCUAAAAAUAGGUCCAAUAUUAAAUAAAAACGGAAAUGAGACAGUCUGAGAAAAUUUACCUAAAGAGAUACAAACUCUUACCAUGACAAUAUUUACGAAUGAUCGAGUGAUCGUCACAAGAUGGAGGACCACUGAAGGUCUAACAAGUCAUGUAAAUCCGCAUUCCUCGCUUAAAACAUUAGUGCACCAACAUUUAUUUCUUCACUGUGCCCCAGUGAUGCCCUUCCCUAAAACUAUACUGUUACAUUCAACUUCCAUGCACCUCUUUGACUUGUGAUUUUCAAAGGGUAUUUAUAAGGAUUUUUACUCUACACCCGUUUUCUACCUCAACCGACUCUGUAUUGCUCUUUCGUUGAUCCCCUGCAUUUAAACCAUCCAAAGAUUACUUUUUUAGACAUUCUCUAAAAAUACCAACUUAAUUAGUCUGAGGGAGAUGGUUUUUAGAAUAAAUCAAAAGAAUGUUCUACACUGUCAUUUUCUUACUGUAAAUUAAUUUCAAGAUUAGCCCCGCGCCCUUUGCAUGUGGUAACAUGUUCUAAAACCAUUCAAGCAUCAUGAUUUAUUCAUCGACUCCUAGGUAACAGGUACCUAUCUCAAAGAAAGAGCCUUACUAAUUCUUCCUGCAUGCUCAUAUUUAAUUACUUGUUGUUUGGAUUGUGUAUGUAGCAACGAAAAAUGAAUGUUUGAUUACAGGGGGGCGGGGGGCGGGCACCUCUCAGCAUCAAAUUUCCGAAAAAGGGUUUUUUUUGUCGUAAAAAGGCGGUGUAAUUUAUUACGAAGAUUUGUAAGUAAGAGAUCUCUGCGUUUGCAAAAUAUUAUUUUCCACUUUCUUUCACUGCAGAAACUUCUAAAAACUAAGCAUCACUAAAAAUUAAGUAGAUAAUACCUAAUUAAGCUCAUUGAUGAACCAACAAAUUAAGGUAACUCUCAGGAAACAUGUUGUCACAUCACCAGCAUUAUAAUUAUCGCCAUGAAUUUCAUCCGUAUUCGUGAAUAUUUUUCUUUAAAUUAUACAUCUUUCACAUUGAAUUCAAAGAGUCCAAUAUAAAUAUGACAAAUAUUUUUUUAUUUUUGUUAAUCAAGAAAUUGAUUAUAAGUACCAAUAGCCUACUGGCCCUAUCUUAAGUACAACUAUAAGAAUCUUGAAAGUCUCCAAAUCAUCACAUAAUUGUAUUUUUGUAACUCUGAACAUAACUUCAUUUAUGCUAAUAACUGUUCAGUUUACCUAAGCCGUUUAAGUGCCAUUGAGUAGGUACGAGUAUUUCUUUCUCAAUCUUUAGAUAAAAAUCCAUAAAAUUGUAUACGUUUCCCUGUAUUAGGUAGUGCUCCAAAAUCACCCCCUACCCUUUUUUUCCUACAAUGUGUACCUAAAAGAAAUCUAAAGCAUCGGGUGCUUUACAUUUGUCUCUGUGCACAGCUCAUCUCUUUGCAGCAUGUUCAAUUAAGCAUGGGUGUAAAUGCCUUUGAAGCCUGUAAAUUAAUAGAAACUUGAUUUUAUGGCCUGAACGCAUAAUUGGUUCGUCGUAUCUUCUCUCCUUAAAAAAAAUUAAAAUUAAAGCAGCAAAUCAUAUUCAUUUUUUAUCGGGGCUUUUUAAUGAUUAUCUCAAGGCAUUCAGUUCCAUCAAUGGAGCAUAUAUAAUUAGCACAGAUCUAUAAAUUCAUGUCCGAAUUUUGCGUUGAUUGCUAUUUUUCUAACGUAUGCAAAAAUCGUCAAUUAUCGACUCUAUCUUUGACUGAUUUUACAUUUUACUGUUCAAUUUUGUCUCCUUCGCUGUGAAUUAUCGUCGAUUUAGUUUUGUAAAUCAUUUUUGCUCUUUGCUUUAAUUUUUGAAAGCUAUGUCACCAAAAUAAUAUCAUGAGAUAUUAGUAGGUAUUUCUUGAAUAAAAAUUAGCUCUGAAGAGAUGGUGCAUUUAUAUUUUAAUUUUUUUAUUCGUAAUCCUCUAAGAUUAUAGUCUAUAAGCAUAGGUAAAUGUUUUUUUAAAAACAAGUCUCAUUUAAGUGAAAAUCAGAAAAACUGGAACGGCAACUGAAAUCUUAUGCAUCAAACUGCAAGAAAAAUUUUACAGUUUUUAAACAAUUAUGAGCUCUUUUACUAUUUUUCAGCAAGCCUUUUUGAGGUUAGCGUUUACGUAUGUUUAUCGAUUUGCCGUAGAGCCUGAAAGUUAAAUUUACCUUCUUUGCACCUUUGCAUCGAAUGAAAACUCUAGUAUUUCCAAUGAGGCUGGCUCUUUCGGACAGCAAGAAAAUCAUCCAUUUUUCUGCUCUCCAUAAAUUAGGUCCAAAAAUUACAGGUUUGAGCUUCUCUUUUUGUCAUACUUAUCGGCCGUCCCAAAAACUGAGCGCUCAAAGAUUACAUCUAGUAAGCUCAUUACUUCAAAAUCUACAUCUUCUAUUCAACUGAACAGGUGCUAAUGCGUGCGUAGAUAAAUAAUCUCUUGAAUUUAAUAAAAGCAGCUUUGUUCCAAUGAAAACUUUAUCUAAUUUAAAGUUAUCUGUUAGAUUUUGAAAUUUAAACUCAUCCUCAAUGCCUGAAAAUGCGUUAUAUCUGUCUCAUACAAUUUUUGGGGCCCUUUAAAAAACAGCCUUUCAAGCAUUUGGUGUUCUCAAUUUACUGUGAUAUUAAAUGGAUAAUUCUACUGAUGCAUCAGGUAGAUGAAAAUUAUUUAUCUUUUAUGUAUUUUUAGUAGCCUGUUUUCAAUUUUGUACGUCUACAAUUUAGCCUUACCAUAGUGAAUCUAAAGAUAUUUAUUUAAUUUUUAACGUAUUUUACAAAUUUAUUUCGAAGUAAUUUUUAUAAAACUUUCGUUGUUUUUUUUAUCAGAAUUAUUGAUUGUGUUAAAACACUGACUAGCAAAUUGACGCCCCUGUAAAUUGUGUGUUUUCUCCCCAAAGGAGUAAUGAAUAUGUUCAAGUCAAACAAUCGAGCGAGCUGUUCAAAAAAGACGGUGCCUUUCAUUCAGCCAAUGCAAACACAUUAAAAAUCCUGGGUUUAUGUGUUUCAUUUUCCCUCUCAAAUGGACAACAAAAGUCGGCAUUUUUGAGAGGGAUGUAAAAAGGAUCUAAUGGUGAGAGGAAAUACCGGCACAAGUUUGGGACUGAUCACUAAUAACAUCAUUAAAAAAAAAAAAAAAUACGUAUAACUGGGAAAUGUUUUUCUCAUAUAUCAUGACUUAAUUUUUCCUCCUCCUUGUUUUUAGUAUGUAUGCUUCAGCCUUUGCCAUUAGACCUUUUUCUUUAUUUACUUAGAAAGGAAAUUUGGAAAUAAAAAUUACUUGAGGAGUUUUAUUUGGAAAACCCGAGAGUGAAUGGCUUCUUCUAAAAAUUACAGACAGGGAAAGAUCAGUUUUUCUGCUCCAAUAUGUGUGAAUGGUGUGUGUAUGUGUAAGGCGCACGGAUAUGGGGUGUGUGAGGGUGUGUGUGAAUUUUAAUGGCACAUAAUUUCGCGAUCUACGAUCCUUGAUAGAUGCUCUUAGCGAGGUCACAGGUCCGGGUCCUGACACCAUGGGAGAAUGCAAUAGGUAGUGUAUUAUCUUUGGGGAAAAAACUAAAAAAUUGAACAAGUAAUGAUUCUCUGCUUAUCUGUGUCUCUGAUUUAUCUGAUACCGCGCUAACGGUCUUAUGUUUAAUUAGGUUAAGUUCUUGAAGUUUUCAAAGUAUGAGAAAAUACCCUCACGGGAAAACAAUUGUCACCACAACUAGCGGUCGGUACAAAAUCCGGCACCUGCCAUGCGGUAGUUACGAUAACAACAAUCGUCGUAGGUUACACAAAUACUCCGGUAGUUGCAGCAACUAAUACAGUAGUUCUUGACUUGUCUGGGUUUAUAACAACUUCUAUGAUAGUAAUAAUUGUAACCACUGGGUUAGUUGUGUGAUCUAUUGCAGAUAUCGUAACUUUCGCAGUGCAUUGUAGCUGCCACUUUUUUUACCAGCCGCUGGUUGCAACAAUUUGACUGUCUCUUUUUCGUGGCAGUUUUUUAUCUCUUUGCUAAGUUUCCUUCAGGUAGAAUUUUUUUACAAUGACUUGUAGAACAAUAGGAAUUCUUGAGGAAAUCAAGUGAAAUAAAAUGUGUACCUAAGACCUAGGUAAGCUGAAGUUAAACAUGUAUAAUUUUGUAUAAUAAACUUUGUAAAUUUCGAUGUUACCAAUUACCAUUAUUGUUGUAUAAAUUUUUUCAUUACUCUAAUUUUUAUCAUUAUCUUUACCUACUUUAUGGAAAUAUUACCUAUUUUUAUUAUCUUUCAAUCGCAAAAUCUAUUUGACAAGAAUGAAACUAUCAAUGGAACAAGUGUUACUAAAUAUAUUACCAUAAAAAAGCUU
Molecule: messenger RNA, 8993 nt
Organism: Bemisia tabaci
Lineage: Eukaryota; Metazoa; Arthropoda; Insecta; Hemiptera; Aleyrodidae
Gene: Oatp74D
Product: Organic anion transporting polypeptide 74D
Biological process (GO): transmembrane transport; sodium-independent organic anion transport
Cellular component (GO): basolateral plasma membrane
Molecular function (GO): protein binding
Source: RefSeq, a predicted model, not a curated record